AUGUCAUUAUUACCUGAAGUUAUCUCAAAUUUAGCUUUAGACGCUUCAAGACUAAAUGAUUUCACAGCCUAUCUUUCAAAAAACCAUUGCCUAGAAACCUUUCAAUUCAUCCAAGAUGCCUCGAGAUACCGAGCUUAUUACGCAGAGAUAGUCGAGGAUAAAGAAAUCCCUUGGGAAUAUCUAAGACGCCAUUACGAUUACCUGCAGGAACUAUGGGAAGAUAUUCUAGGCACUUACAUCCUUCCUAACGGACAUCGCGAGGUCAACCUUCCCUCUGAAAUUAGGACUCGACUUCUUGGGUUACGUUCUUCUGCACUUCCUCCACAUCCAUCGGGAUUAGAUGAUGCCGUGAAGACCGUCCUUGAGCUCAUGGAAGACUCGAUCCUACCUGGGUUCAUGGAGUCUUAUGAGUCGCUGGAUCGACCUGGAGGUAGAGGAGAGGUUGGUGGUUGGAGGGGAGUUCUCUGCAGACUUCAGCGGAAAAUCUCAACGACCACAUCAGAACAGAACUACAAAGAGUCUGUGCCGCGGGCUUCCGAUUCGAGAGAUGAUAGUGAGGCCACUCAUUGUACACGCCGCCGCUUCCUAGCAGUCGCAGCCGCAUCGCCUUACAACCAUCUACGGCGGCCCCUAGGAGGGUUGUUCGACCAUACUGUUUGCAAUGUCAGGGGUAUAAGAUGGUUAAAGUUGCCGCUAGAGAAGGAUGGAGCAGCAGCAGACACCGAGAUCGAUGAUAGGGAUGAGCAGGUCAGCGCAAAGCUUCUCGAAUAA
Fusarium redolens is the source of this 771-nucleotide messenger RNA. Its product is annotated as RGS domain-containing protein. The transcript has a single exon. The record is from RefSeq and is a predicted model, not a curated record. The coding region runs from base 1 to 771 and encodes 256 amino acids. Lineage: Eukaryota; Fungi; Ascomycota; Sordariomycetes; Hypocreales; Nectriaceae.